Molecule: messenger RNA, 3386 nt
Organism: Astyanax mexicanus (Mexican tetra)
Lineage: Eukaryota; Metazoa; Chordata; Actinopteri; Characiformes; Acestrorhamphidae
Gene: cldn35
Product: claudin 35
Exons: 1
Coding region: 868-1554 (228 amino acids)
Biological process (GO): bicellular tight junction assembly; cell adhesion
Cellular component (GO): plasma membrane; bicellular tight junction
Molecular function (GO): structural molecule activity
Source: RefSeq, a predicted model, not a curated record
CAGGAUCAGACUGGGGCUGGCCAGUCAUUUCUAGUAUUUGCUUGAGAUGGCAGCGACUGACACCCUGAAGGUUGGCCGGGUCGUUCAGUAGACAGUCGCAAUUCUGACUAUUCUGGCAAUUCUGGCAGAACAGCAGCCAAUAGCUUUUGGUUGAACAGAAGAACAGCCUCUCUUCUUUGUCUGCCCUGAAGUGGCCCGUGGCUCGGUGCCCCAUCUGUGUGUUCUGGCUUUUCUUGUCGCGACUCUUCAGCACACAAGAAUCCUUCUCUACGACUCUGGUAACUGCAGAGAGGUCCACUUCUCCACUUCUGAAAGAUCUCGCCCCUCUUACUUCUCCACCCACUGACUGCGGUUUACUUUUUGUCCUAAAUGAAGCUGUGGAUUAUUCUGGGGCUGAUUUCUUUUGGAUUAAAAAAGGCCAGUUUUUUCUAUUGAUUGCUUACUUGAAUACAAAAUUGGUCAAGAAACUGUUCUCAACAACCUUACUUGGCUGAUAUCCAGCUUCGGUUGCAUUUCUGACGGAAGGUAUCGGAUUGUAUCUACCUGACCCAUCUAAGUAAGGCAACACCAAACCAGGAGAGUAAUACGCACACAUGUCCUUGUGACAAGUCUAGAUCUUUCUUUACAGGCAGAGGAAGAAACAACAUCUUAAGAGCAAAGUCUGAACUAGCAGGCUCUUUUUCUUUUCUUGAAGUUGAGAAAGUGCAGAAAAUUGAGCAAGCUGAGUGAAGGCUACUGGACCCACUGGAGAAAGGAUCUAAUCAGGGCAUUAGUAGCCCUUAGUAGUUCCUAGCCGGACCAGCAGCAGGAGGAAAGGUGUCGUCCCGAUUGUGGCCCGGGGAGGCGUGGUACAGAGAGGGCGGCGGGAUGGUGAACACAGGGAUGCAGCUGAUAAGCUUCACCUGUGCCGUGACAGGUUGGGUGAUGGCUAUCGCAGUGACGGCACUGCCCCAGUGGAAGGUCACAGCCUUCAUAGGCCCCAACAUCCUGACGUCGGAAAUCGUAUGGCAGGGAAUCUGGAUGAAUUGCAUCUACCAGACCACGGGUCACAUGCAGUGCAAGACUUACGACUCCUUGCUGGCCCUGCCGCCAGACAUCCAGGCGGCGCGGGCGCUCAUGUGCGUGGCCAUUUUCCUGGGCUGGCUGUCCUGCACAGUGUCCUGUUGUGGCAUGAAGUGUACAACCUGCGCCGGGGACGAUCGCCAUGCCAAGGCUGGCAUAGCGUUGUCCGGCGGGGUGCUCUUCAUCCUCACAGGCCUCUGCGUGCUCAUCCCGGUGUCAUGGACGGCUAACACGGUGGUGCAGGACUUUUAUAACCCAAAUGUCCCCAUCCAGAACAAGCGUGAGCUGGGCCAGGCUAUCUACCUAGGCUGGGCGGCCGCAGUCAUCCUCAUGAUCAGCGGUGUGGUGCUCAGUAGCACCUGUCCACACAUGGAAAAAGCAGCCUACAGACGAGGCUAUAUAGGCCGCAGCUUCGCCAACACCAGGCCUGCCGACAUGGAACCUCCCAAACCCAUUACCACCAACAGUCUGCCUCUAAAGGAGUAUGUCUAAGGAACUUUAGGACCUGAAGAUGCCUCCAUGACACAUCAAGUACAAGAGCGCAUCAUGAGAAAAGCUCUUCAUGGACAAGAGCUGAUCUGGUUACAGCAGUGGUUCCUAGCCCUGCACCUGGGGUACCCCCUGCCCUGCACAUUUUGGUGUUUUCCCUGCUCAAGCACAUCCACUUCAACCCGGAAAGGGUUUGUUACAGAGCUGAGCCGUUGUUGUAUCAGCUGUGCUGGAGUAAGGAAAACACCAAAAUAUGCAGGGCAGGAAAACUCCAGAUCCAGGAACGUUGACCACUACCGUUACACUACCGUUUGACAGUGUGGAAUCGAUUAUAAUAUAUAUUUUUCUGUUUAUUUAUAUACUGUAUACUUUUGUCUAUUUUAUUAUACACUGACAUGCCAAAAGUCAUGGAAUGGCAAUAUGCAAAUUGAAUAUUAAUCAAUACCUCAAGAGACAGCUUAGGAACGCCAACAUCUGUAUAAGCUGUGAGGUGUUAUCUUGUGCCUGAUCGUGGGUGAUAGCGGGUGCUAGGUGAAUGGGACAUUCCAUUUUCCAGUUGUGCAGGUAAUUAACAUCCUUUGAUUCACAGUUUCAUCUGUAUCUGUAAAAUAAUUUGUCAUUGAAAGCAUUACCUCCCACUCUGGACAGCCCAGUGGGUGGUAAUGAUCGUGACCACUUGUGACUGGCUAGAAUUGUCCAUGCAAACAGACAAGAGGCUGGCACAAAUCACAUCCACAUUCAAAGAAGGAGGCAUAUUGCGUGUGGGUGCAGUGUUUUUCAGCUUCCAUGGUGCAUGGCAAAAGUCAUGGGACACAAUAAUUGCUCCUAUCCCAUGUCAUUUGGCACAUCAGUGUAUUUUUUCAAACAAUGUGCCUAGAGCUUUCAUCACCAGUUUAAAAAAAAAAACAAGGGCUUUUAAACAAUAUUUUUAUGACAAUGUAUUCUUGAUAGUAAACAGCUUUCUUAAUCAUUUUACAGUUUUUUAAACUUUCUGAAACAUUUUCACACCUUUUGAGCAGUAGUAUAUGUAAAAUAUAAAUGAUUAGAUUUUGAAAUUAAAAAGACAAUGAGAGUGAGUGACUUGUAUGUACAAUGAAACUGCAGUGAGCUAUUUAAUUUCUAUCCUUUCAUUAUCUAUUAUUUUUAGUUUCUGUAAAUAUAAUUGAGGGUAUUCAUUUAAAACUGCACUAUCCAUAUUUAGAUAUUAUGUUGAUAUCACUGUAUCACUUUAACUGGACACAGAUGACCAUCCAGUACGGCUGUGAAUAGUGCCUACAUUAAUCAGCCAUAACAUUAAAACCACUAAAAUGAAGUGAACAAUGGGGACAAUGGGGUGGGAUAUACAUCUAAAGCAGCAGAUGAACUUUCAGCUCUUGAAAAUUGAUAAACUUUGAAACUGUCCAACUAUGAUGACUUGGUGGUUGAAGAAGUGAAGUGGACACUAACCAAACAUAGCUCAGGCAGGGACAAGUGAACCAGAGACAGGAAAAUGGACAACUGAUAAAGUUUGGUGAUAAAGUUAAUGGAAACCCCACCUUACAAGUUCCAGGAGUUAAAGAAUCUGCUGCUAAUGUCUUUCCACAACGUAACAGGACACUGUCAGAGGUCUUGUCGAGUCCAUAUUUCGAUGGCUUAAAGUUUCCCAAUAACAGAGAUGUGAUUUUAUUGUUAUGGCUGAUCAGUGUACACUAUAAUAUAUACUCAGUUUCCUCAUGGUUCCUGAUUUGUAAUUGUGUAAUUUUGCUUGCUGUGAGUGAUGUGGUUUUAUAUUUAUUUAUGGAAAAUAUGACAGGUUUAGAAAAGUGUGAUAAUAAACAGACAUGAUGUGAAUGAAA